AACGCUAUACACCGAAACCGUCAACAACCGCGGCCCGUUUGGCAGUGCGAAAGAGAGAGUGAUACGCCGCGAAAGGGAGAUAGCAGAACGAGCGGGAGAAAAAACCACUUCUUUUCUCGCCGUGUACCCACUCUCUACGCUGAUGGCUAACACUCGUCGGCCUGAGGAGGCGGUUCGAGUUCGGCUCGCUGGCCUGGUGGUCUUAUCUUAGGAGGAGUUCGCGAAGAAUUCGCGGCUGUAAUGCGAAGCCGACAGCCUGCAGACAGACGCUCCCAGAUCGCCAAGUGUGUCAGUCCCGCUUUUGUUGUCCGUUUUGUAUUGUUUUGUGUGAGCGGAAAUUAAUAAUAGACUUUCAAUUCAUUAAUAAGAAUCAAACAAAGGCAAGACGAAAAUAUUUGCCCAGAGUGCACUGCAAAUGCAACAACUGCAAUAGUUGUCAAGCGAGAAAAAGCGAGAAAAACUGUUUUAAAGGCGAAUCUUGGGGUUUACUGAACUCCCCGCAAAUCGUGAGAGAGAUACGGAGAAAUGGUUCGCCAAAUCUCGCCCUGGAAAGUACUCACCCGGCGCAAAAAUCUCCAGGCCGAUGGAACCGAGGGGGAGACGAAGCUGAAUCGGGUGCUGGGUCUAUGGGACCUCACGGCCCUCGGAGUGGGAUCGACCUUGGGCGCAGGGGUCUACGUGCUGGCCGGACAGAUAGCCAAGGAUCAGGCGGGUCCCUCGGUGAUGAUAUCAUUUGCCAUCGCCGCACUGGCCUCGCUGCUAGCGGGAGUUUGCUAUGCGGAAUUUGGAGCUCGAGUUCCCAAAGCGGGAUCGGCAUAUGUAUAUAGUUAUGUUUGCAUUGGAGAAUUUGUGGCCUUCGUCAUUGGCUGGAAUCUUAUUUUGGAGUAUGUCAUUGGCACCGCGAGUGUUUGUAGGGGUAUCAGUCUCUAUUUAGACUCCUUGCUGAAUGACACCUUGAAAAACACAUUUGCAGAAGUGGCUCCCAUGAAUGUAAGUUUUUUGGGGAGCUACUUCGACUUCUUAGCCUUCGGAUUAGUAGUUGUUUUUGGUGUGGCUCUUGCCUUUGGAGUGGAGACAUCCACUAUGGCUAACAACUUUGUAACGUGUCUUAAUAUAUUUAUUCUCGGAUUCGUCAUCAUAGCUGGCGCCAUUAAAGCCGACAUUUCCAACUGGACGGUGGAUCCGAGUACUGUCAGCACGAAUUCCACAAUUGGAGAAGGAGGAUUUUUCCCCUUUGGAUUCGAGGGAACUCUUCGAGGAGCUGCCACUUGCUUUUUUGGCUUCGUGGGAUUCGAUUGCAUUGCCACAACUGGAGAAGAGGUUCGCAAUCCUCGCAAAAAUAUACCGAAAUCGAUCCUGCUCUCUCUGCUGAUAAUCUUCCUGUGUUAUUUCGGAGUGUCCACUGUACUUACAUUAAUGUUGCCAUAUUAUCUCCAAGAUGCCAACGCACCGCUUCCUUAUGCCUUCGAAUACGUUGGUUGGCCAACAGCCAUGUGGAUUGUCACCAUUGGUGGAUUGGUGGGUCUGAUGGCAAGUCUUUUUGGAGCCCUAUUUCCACUGCCCAGAGUGAUGUACUCCAUGGCCCAGGAUGGCCUUUUGUUCAAAUUUCUGGGCAAAGUGAGUCCAAGAUUCCGAGUACCCGUCACUGGAUCCAUUGUGUCAGCUCUUUUCACGGCCGCAAUUGCUGGACUUUUCGACUUGGCUCAAUUAGUCAGCCUGCUGUCCAUCGGCACUUUGUUGGCCUACAGCGUUGUGGCCAUAUCUAUAAUGCUCCUCCGAUAUAUGGAUUACUGCGAGGAGGAGAAUCCAGGACAGAGGGAAGUUAGAGCUUCGGAAACCACUUCUUUGACUUCGAGUGCUGAGCGAUUUACUUGCGGUUCGGUUUGCACACAACUUUUCAAUGUGCACAGGAUCAAGGAACCAAAUUCCAUAUCCUCGAGGAUUGUGGGAGUGCUGGCUACAUUGUUUUGCCUGAUUUCCUUGGGUAUUGGAGUGCUGAUUAUGCAAGCUCAUUCCUUGAUUGUCGCAAAAGAAAUUUGGGCCUUAAGUCUCCUAGUUGUUUUAGUCCUGUUGAUGUUCCUGGUGAUCCUGCUAAUUUGCCUUCAGCCCAGAGAAGCUCGUCGCAGAUUAUUCCGAGUGCCAUUUGUGCCGGUUGUUCCCGCCAUCAGUAUCUUCAUCAACAUAUAUCUAAUGCUCCAGCUGGACACUUGGACGUGGAUUCGUUUCGGGGUCUGGAUGAUUGUGGGUAUUCCCAUAUUCCUUGCAUGCUGGUAUCUGUACGAUAGCAAGAAUCCGCAGAAGAGAAAUCCCGAGCGGUGGGCUUUCUACAAGGCGCUGAAGGGUCUGCAGGAAAGUCGAGAGCAGGAGUAUCACUGUAUUUCCAAUGAGAGUGUCCUGACCCUGGAAACGCAGCUGAAGAAAAGUCCCACCAGCAGCUUGGAUAAAAUCCAGAAUCUAAGUGAUGUUGGUGAAGAUUUGAUUGAAGUUAAGCAUGCCAAUGGAAAGGUUUUCUAUGUGGAAGACUCAAAGAGUGAGAAUUCCACUGCCACUUUGGGCGGCGAUAAUGAAUUUCCAACGCGCGAGGACGAACAGUCGGUUAUUGCCAUGUUGGACGAUGUCCUGGACGCAGUGGACAUUCAGCCAAGUCAACAGGAGUUGGACCUCCAGCAACAGCUGAUUUUUGAGCGGCACUUUAGCCUUGACUCCGAGAUGUAUCCGAGUGUUAUAGAAACUGUCAUUGUGGCCACCGUUCACAGCAGCAGCGAUGACGAUGAAGUCCACAGCGGCAUUUCCCACUUGAGUAAAAUAGGUAAACUGAGUAAUUACGAGGAAUGCAAAUUGGUGGCCCAUCAAAUGCUGGAGGACCUGUUCAACAGCGAGGCUUUCUAUGAACAACUGGAAAAGAUGAAAGCCGGAAAGGCUUCCCCACUGAAAGGGGAUAACUUAGAUGAGGAUGCGGAAUCAGUGAAGGAGUCGCUGGAGCCAAAACCAAUUUUCGUACUGCAGCGUUUGGCCUCUCAAACUUCCCUCAAAUCCCAGGCCUCCGCGAUUGAGGAUCCGCUGCACUCGGCCAAGUUUAAAGACCGCUUAAGCCACAUCAUUAUGAAUGCCAAUGCCCACCAGGUGAAGGGGCCUCCUCCUGUCAAGAGGAGCAACGGGGAGGAGGAGGAGGAGCCGAGAGCAAGGCCACCACUAAAGCAAUCGAAAAGCGAAACCGAUGUGCGUCGCCUAAUGCUCAAGGCCAUCAGCGAGCGGAAAAUCGACCAUAAUGAGACUGGUAAUGCUGAUGAGGACCUCGCCGGAGUGCCCACCACCCCGAAGUCCCCACCUGCUCCAGUUCGGAUUGCAGAUGCGGCGGCUACGGCUGCCAACAGCAUACCGCGUCCACCGAAAUUCGAUCCGGUGCUAUAUAAGACCAUCAACAGCAUUAGUUUGCGCAAGCAGCGACCCAGUUUAAGUCGCCAGCAUAUCGUGGAUGCCAAGAACGCGGCGCUCCUGCCACCGGAUUCGCAGGCGGAGGCGCGUCCGGAUCCCGGUGAGCAGCCGGAGCAACCGGAGCAGUCCGAGCCGGUGCCAUUCAAAGCCAAAUUGGAGGCCAUAUUGCAGCGGGGUCCCUCGCACCGAACCCAACAGCAUCCGGAAUUGGUGCGUCGCCAACGUCCGCAGUCCACCUACAUAGAAGUCGAGGAGGGGGACAGCUGAGUGCCGAGAACCGAGGGGGGUUCACCCAUUAUAUAGCAGCCCCCUUCACACACAACCCAUCGCCCCUGGUGAAACCAAAGAGGGUGCCAUUUUCCCCCGGUUAAAAGUAGUUAACUCCCGCAUUCGAAUCGGAAUGCAAAUGUAGCUUGUUUUGUACAUAUGUAUCUAGCUGUAGCUGUAGUUACUAGUUCGUAGUUAGUACGGAGUGCCAGCAAUCCUAGACGAUAAGUACCAGGUGGCUUGUGAGGGAGGAGGUGGUCCGCUACGAAGGGUCCUUCACGAUUUGCCAUAAAGAGUGAAACGGAAAAGAAAAACAAGGAGUUGCUAACAAAGUGAAGAAAUAACUGCUAACGGAAAGAGAAAAUUUAUGGUUGUUUAGUUUUUGAAGAGCGAUAAAUUAUUUUUCAAAUCUUAUGUAAUUUAUUAAUUGAGUUUAACUGUUUGCCUUGGUUAGAUUUCUUAUAAAUGCUUCGGCACCCAGGGUGCUUAAUAAGUGCUAUAAUGAGACAAACAUGUAAAUAUAAUAAAUAAGUUAAAGAAACUCCUUUUAAUCCUAUCCCCUCACAAUCACCAAUUAAUUACGAAGCAUGCUUAGCUAACUCAAACUAGUCGUAAAAGUAUUAUAUUAAAUGGUAUUAAAAACGUCAGAACUAGUGCAUGCCUAAGAUACCUCCAAAUACGUUAACUAAUCGGUUCUCCACACAUACUAUAUAGGACUGUCCAUAUACUUUUUCUACGGCCUGCCCAACAGCUACCGGGAAAUGAAGCGGCAAAGGGCUGGCUGGCAGAAGCUCAAAUACAGCGAUCGUCUCUGAGCAUGUUGAUAAUUAUG
Messenger RNA from Drosophila ficusphila, 4534 nucleotides. RefSeq names its product cationic amino acid transporter 2. Bases 526 to 3702 code for a protein of 1058 amino acids. Gene Ontology annotation, cellular component: plasma membrane. The transcript is spliced from 8 exons. The record is from RefSeq and is a predicted model, not a curated record. Gene Ontology annotation, biological process: amino acid transport; transmembrane transport. NCBI's taxonomy places the organism in Eukaryota, Metazoa, Arthropoda, Insecta, Diptera, Drosophilidae. Gene Ontology annotation, molecular function: amino acid transmembrane transporter activity.